CCACUACCUUAUGUACGUAGAUACUUUUGCAUUACGUAUUCUCGAACUGUUCAUAAGUGGUAGCGGAAAAUUUCCGUGUCCGAUUGCGCACGAACGAUGCAACUACAUUAGGAUUUGUAAAGUUAAUAUCUGUCACGAGACGCAAGUUUUUCGCGUCAAUGCGUGUAAAUAUUGUUGGAAUAUUUACAAAUCAUGUCGACUACCAUGACGGAUGUACAGCAACCCGAUUAUGGAAAGCAUCAGCAGAUGCAGAAAAUAGAAUUGACACCAGAGGAGGCAAAAGCUUGGCAGGCAUGUAUGAAAAGCUCUAGUGUCAUAAUGCCAGGACUUGUUGGUGCAGCCAUUGGAUAUGGAGUGCUUAGAAUAACCCCGUUUUGCGCUCAAGCAAAAUACGCAGCUAUAAUCGGCGGUGUGUUUGGUUUGAUAUCAGGCAGGAUGGCCAUUUCUCAGAUAUGCCUAGCGAAAGUUGCAUCUUUACCAAACAGUACUCUCAGGGAUAGAUUAAUAGAAGCUGGCUAUUAUGGAAAUAAUAAACCUAUGAGAGAAAGGGAGUAUUUCAACCAAAGCUUUCAACCAUUGGAUGUGCAAUCUGAAAUUCAGAGUUCAGAAGAGUCAUCUACAGAAGUACUCAACGAUUAUACGUCGGUGAACACACAUGAUGCAUAUUCUAGUUUUAACGAUAGCGGUGAUUUCCAUAUCUCUGAGGAUACGGAUCUAACUGAACCGGUAAAUUUGCAAAAAGGCAUUAGUUAUGAUGAGUUGAGGCACAAAAAUAGAAACGAAUUUUAUAAGAAAAACAAGCAAUGGUACACUCCUAGAACACCAGAAAGAUCUCCAUUAACGAAUGAGACAAACCAACAGAUUCCCACAACCAACAGCCCUCCACCAAUGCAGGAGAAAACUAAAUACGGUGAUGUGUGGGGUUAAAGUCAAAUUGUUAGAAUCUGUAAUUUUUUUCAUCACUGUGUAUUACAAAUACUGUAUAUGUAUAUAUGUAGAUUAUAUUUAAUUACGUGAAUUAUGUGAAUUAGGAAAAGAAAACAUUCAAAUCUUACUAAAAAUAUAUAAAUAAAAUAUGAAUCACGUUUGCAAUAACA
Messenger RNA from Cataglyphis hispanica, 1097 nucleotides. RefSeq lists its product as uncharacterized. The transcript is spliced from 5 exons. The record is from RefSeq and is a predicted model, not a curated record. The coding region runs from base 193 to 927 and encodes 244 amino acids. NCBI's taxonomy places the organism in Eukaryota, Metazoa, Arthropoda, Insecta, Hymenoptera, Formicidae. Gene Ontology annotation, cellular component: endosome.